Molecule: messenger RNA, 1578 nt
Organism: Kockovaella imperatae
Lineage: Eukaryota; Fungi; Basidiomycota; Tremellomycetes; Tremellales; Cuniculitremaceae
Product: RNA polymerase III RPC4-domain-containing protein
Exons: 5
Coding region: 1-1578 (525 amino acids)
Biological process (GO): transcription by RNA polymerase III
Cellular component (GO): RNA polymerase III complex
Molecular function (GO): DNA binding
Source: RefSeq, a predicted model, not a curated record
AUGUCAGAGCCUUCCAAGACAAAGAAGCGGUCCAUGCUGGUCGCUGCGGCCCGUCAGGCUCCGGUCGCAUCAUCUGCCUCCGCCCCCGCCUCUACUCCCACUGGCAACCCUCCUGUUCCUCGAAAUCCCCUCAACCUCAGUGGAAAAGGGACCUCUGUAAAUGGUUUGCCGACCAAGCAGGAGACGAGCGAUAGACAGACAGUCGCUGAGCCUCAGAUCAUCGAGACGAAGCCGGAUAUCGCGUCUGUGACGGAGGCGGAAAGCUCUACUGCCUCUGGGAUUCCCUCACCUGACAAAUCCCAAUCUCUAGGCGAGCCCCUCUCCCGGGCCAGCUCAAUAUCUGGCUCGUCGACACCUCAACUUGGAUCAACAUCGGGAUUUGGGGGACAAUCAGCGAUUCAAAAGAUGAAAUUCAAGCCUCGAGUACCGAUCAGAUCAAGAGUGAAACAGGAAGUCGAUGUAAAGCCAGAGAUAUCCGCCAGUCCGUCCCGUGGAAUCGCCCGAGGUAGAGGGAGAGGUGGUGGUCAGAGGGGAGGCCGAGGAUCGUAUCAGUCCGUUUCGGUCGCUGCUGGUCCCUUUGGAGCUCCGCGAACUCAGAUCAAGCAAUCGUCACGACGGGUUGCUCCUGCACCGGCGCCACGUCACUUUGACCUGACAGAUAUCGACAUGUAUUCAGAUAAUGACUCUGAUCAUCCCAUGACCAAGAAUCGCGUCGUUGACAUCGAUCGCGUUUCGUCACUGCAUGAAUCCGCCCCUACCAGUUUACAUCGAAGUCGCAAAGAUGGAAGCAAAGGCAAAUCGAGGUCACAGUCACGGGGUACGAGCUCAAGAGGACAGACGAAGAUGGACGUAGAUAGUGUGCCUUCGCUCGUCAAGGCUGAGCCGAUGUCACCGGAAAAGAGGGACGUCAAGUCACUGGCGGAUGAGAGUGCGUCGAGUCGAUCUCGAUCAGAUCGAGUCAGGUCAUUUGCAAGGACAGGCGGGGAUGAUGAGGAGGAUGAGGCGGAUGUGAAUGAAGCGAACAGGGUCGAUCUGAGUGAGAGUGAGAGUGAAGAGGAGGAUGAGGAUCUGAGGGAUGACUUUGUCCCCGAUGAGAGCGACGAGGCCAACAAGCUUUACAUAUUCCAAUUCCCGCAUUUGUUCCCUCAUUUCAUACCACCUGGACCUGUUGACAUGACGGCAGAGGAGGACGUGAAACCUGAUGUCAAGACUACCCAAACCAAGGGGAAGAAGCGAGGUCCAGCGCCGCCACCUCCGGAAGGACGGAUAGGCACGUUGGUGGUGAUGAAGAGUGGGCGAGUCAAGAUGGUUCUCGGAAAGGACAUUGUGAUGGAUGUCAAUUCUGGUGUACAAGCCAAUUUCCUCCAACAGAUUGUCCACCUCGAUCCACUGCAAAAGGCAGCGACGGUUCUUGGAGAAGUCCACAAGCAGUACACUGUCACGCCAGAUAUCGAUCGACUCCUCAAUGAGCUAUACAUCCAAGGCGGACAGACUCCAGCAGACAGAGAAGCAGAUAGAAGACGAUUGGCAAAGGACGUCAAGAUGGAGAAGGGACUCGUCAAGUUGGAAGUUGAGUGA